UUGUCCUUGACGAAUAACGACCUUGACGUUUUGUUCACACAGAUUAGAGAAGUCUUGUACUUGUUCUGAUCUGAUGGUAUUUAAAUAAAUGAGUGCGUCGCUGUCGAUUUUAAGUAGAUUUUUGCAAAGUUAUAAGUAUAGAGGCACAUUUAACAGUAGCGGAAAAUAUCGUAAAUCAUUUUUUCAGUGUUCUUCAAGAAUGUCCAGCUUAAAAAAUAAAGAUUUGGACUUAUUUUAUGACACAGUGAUGAGUUUGGUAAAAACUGCUGGAGAGUUAAUUAAUGAAAAAAUUUCAUCUCGAAGCAAACUGAUAGAAGUUAAAUCAAGUGAAAUUGAUUUAGUAACUGAAACUGAUCAACAAGUGGAGAAAUUACUGAUUGAUGGACUUUCGAAUCAUUUCCCCGAACAUAAAUUCAUUGGAGAAGAGUCAGUAUCUGGUGGAAGCCAAUCUGUUUUAACAGAUGCCCCUACUUGGAUCAUAGAUCCAAUUGACGGCACAAUGAAUUUUGUACAUUCCUUUCCUCACUCCUGUGUUUCCAUAGCUCUUUUUAUCAAUCAGAAACCCGAGAUUGGCAUAGUUUAUAAUCCGAUGUUAAACCAGAUGUUCACAGCUAGAAAAGGGAAGGGUGCAUUUUUAAAUGGCAAAAGUAUUAAAGUGUCUGGAAAAACAAGUCUUUCCGAUGCAUUAAUUAUGAUGGAGUUUGGUACGAGUCGAGAUCCGGAGAAAGGCAGAGUGGUUCUUGAAAAUCAGAAGAUUCUGAUGCCUCAAGUUCAUGGGCUACGUGCUCUAGGAUCCGCUGCCUUAGAUAUGGCAAUGGUUGCUUGUGGAGCUGCAGACGUUUAUUUUGAAUACGGUAUACACAUUUGGGACAUAGCUGCUGGUGAGUUACUGGUGACGGAGGCAGGUGGGUUCAUUAUGGACCCAGCAGGUGGAGAAAUCGACAGGCUUUCCCGAAGAGUUUUAGUGGCAAGUUCACGAGAACUAGCAGAAAAGCUGUCUCAAACUUUAGUGCAAUUUUAUCCAACUCCAAGAGAUUAAUUUUAACAAAAAAAAAUAUUUACUAGUCAUACAACAUAUUAUGUACUUUAGAGUUUAGGAAAGUACAGAUGUUUACUUGUAACAAAUAAAUGUUUGAUUCAAAUGUUUGAUCAGGGUUAAGAAUUAAAUCAGGGAUGUAACACUUAUAUUCAGAUGUUAAAAAGUACUGCCAUCAUUCUCCAGAUAGGAUAGUUGUAUAAUGAACUUUGUACAGGGUGUCUUAGAAAUAACGGUCAAAAUUUUAACCAAGGCAACUUUUGCCCGGUCAAUUUUUUUGAACAUUCACGCUUGUUUGAGGUUUUGUCCCCAUUAAAUUGUCGCUGAGCUGAAUAUGAAUUAAAGAAAUAUUAAAGUAACGUACGCAAAGGUUCUAUAGAAUGGUUUACUCUUAAAGUUUGGUGUUAGCAUAAAUUACAGUACUAUUUCCCAUCGUUUGUUUUUGUUUUGUACUAAACGAUUUGACUUGUGCUCCAGUGGUAGAUUGCAGAAAUUUAAAAUUGUUUGUUAUUUUGGUAAGUUAAAUGCAUGAUAAAAUUUUGGCAUUUAUAUCUGGGGCACUGCAGAAAAGUAUGUUUAUAUAUUUUAAGUUGUUCUGUUUAUUCUUUAAAUUGCAUAUAGUAAAUUAAAACUGCCAUA
Molecule: messenger RNA, 1675 nt
Organism: Anoplophora glabripennis (Asian longhorned beetle)
Lineage: Eukaryota; Metazoa; Arthropoda; Insecta; Coleoptera; Cerambycidae
Product: inositol monophosphatase 1
Exons: 3
Coding region: 89-1039 (316 amino acids)
Biological process (GO): phosphatidylinositol phosphate biosynthetic process; signal transduction; inositol metabolic process
Molecular function (GO): inositol monophosphate 1-phosphatase activity
Source: RefSeq, a predicted model, not a curated record